This is a messenger RNA of Colletotrichum scovillei, 4131 nucleotides long. Its product is annotated as ABC transporter. NCBI's taxonomy places the organism in Eukaryota, Fungi, Ascomycota, Sordariomycetes, Glomerellales, Glomerellaceae. Gene Ontology annotation, biological process: transmembrane transport. Gene Ontology annotation, cellular component: membrane. Gene Ontology annotation, molecular function: ABC-type transporter activity; ATP binding; ATP hydrolysis activity. The transcript is spliced from 13 exons. The record is from RefSeq and is a predicted model, not a curated record. Bases 1 to 4131 code for a protein of 1376 amino acids.
AUGAAGAAGCUGCAGAUGCAGCUAUCACCGUGGACGACGUGCGACGCUCUCUUGAGCAUCUUGACUGUACUUCAUCUCAGUUUUGUCGUAAUUAACAUCAGGACCUUAGCCCCCGGCACGCCAACCUCACUGGCAGCGGGAAUUCUCAACUUCAUCGCCGUUUUCGCCGCCACUUUUCACUCGUUCCUCGAAGACCAACGCUCCACUCGUCCAUCCGACUUGCUCAUACUCUACUUCUCAGCCUCUGCCAUACUCUCACUACCGCGUCUCAGAACGUUAUGGCUCAUCACCAGUGCCGGAGCGCCCAGAGGUCUCUGGACUGCCAUCAUCGUUCUCACCAUCCUAGUCGUUCCCUUGGAGUCCAUCGGCAAGAAGCGAUUCUUGCGAACAGAGUACCGGGCUCUUACAAAAGAGGAAGAAACUGGCUUCUGGGGCCGCAGCUUCUUCACCUGGCUUAUGCCUUUCUUCCGUCUCGGCUACUCGCGGGUCAUUCACAUCCGGGAUAUGCCGGAGGUUGACAAAGACUUAGCUGGAGAUAGAGCAGGAGCAAGCCUCGAGGCAGCGUGGUCGAAGCGCAAAGGGCAGAAGUAUCAUGCUUUGAUCCGCUCCGGCUUUCACGCAUAUCGCGGGACUCUCUUCGCCGGCGUCAUAACACGUCUCUUUCUCACUGCGUUCACGUUUUGCCAGCCAUUCCUCAUCACGGCGACAGUGAAAUACAUGCAGACGCCCAAGACGCCACAGUCUGAGAGAUAUGGGCAAGCACUUGUCGGGGCAUAUGUUCUUACGUACCUCGGUCUAGCGGUCUCCCGAGCUGCAUUUUCCCGCCACCAGUUCCGCUUCACGACGAUGCUUCGAGCCGGGCUGAUGUCCAUGAUAUUCAGACAAACUAUCUCUCUCAAAGCAGAUGACUUGAAAGAUAGUGCUGCGGUUACUUUGAUGGGCACAGAUAUCGAACGCAUCGUACUCACGUUCAACAACCUUCAUCAGAUUUGGGCUGCGGUUCUGGAAGUUGGCAUCGCAAUAUUCCUCCUGCAACGUCAAAUAGCCUCUGCAUCUGUAGUGCCAGUCGUAAUUUCUAUUGUCUGCGCUUUUGGCGUCAUCCCAGUCUCUAAGACCAUUGGAAGGGCACAAACGGCCUGGAUUGAACGUUUACAGAAGCGAGUAGCAGUCACAGCCUCAAUGCUGGGAGAUAUGAAGUCUAUCAAAAUGCUGGGUCUCUCAGGCGUGUUGUCAACCACUAUCACAGAGCUGCGACGUGUCGAGUUAAGGACCUCUGAGAAGUUUCGCAAAUUAGUACUCUCUCAGAUUCUUGUUUCAAAUCUUCCUGUCGAAUUUGCGCCAUUCGCGACAUUUGUCAUCUACAGUAUAAUCGCAGUCAUCACCAAAGAUCAAACACUGACGACAACGAAUGCCUUCACUGCUCUGUCUUUAAUCGGCCUCUUGACAGAACCACUUUUGCUAUUCUGCCAAUUCGUGCCUAACAUUGUACAAGGGGUGGCUUGCUUCAAGCGCAUCGAAAUAUUUUGUCUGAAAGUGCACGAAGGAUCACUGCGGGAACACCCAACACCUCCAUCGCGCUCAUCAGUCACCACCUUGAACAGGACAAGCAUCGAGCUCGCGGAUCAUUCAACGCAAAAGUCAUCGGAAGUAAUGAUAAUCUCGUUCUGCAAUGCAAAGAUCUCCUGGUCGCCUGAUUCAGACACAGUCUUUAAAGACCUAUCCUUGACGAUAAAGAAAGGCAUCACUAUGGUAGUAGGCCCUGUUGGAUGCGGAAAGUCUUGCCUGAUGGAGAGUAUCCUCGGAGAGACAUCACAUAGCGCCGGGACCAGAGAGUGCAUGGCUCAUGGUAUCGCCUACUGCGCGCAGACUCCGUGGAUGAUGAACGACACCGUGAGAAGGAACAUCACUGGUGGCUUCGAUCAUGAUCCGAAAUGGUUCGACCAAGUCUUGUGGCUGUGCUCCUUGACUGAUGACGUCAAGAAUAUGCCUGGAGGAGAGUUGUACAACAUUGGCAGUAACGGUGUCGGCUUGAGCGGAGGACAGCGACAGCGUGUGGCACUCGCUCGCGCGGUCUACUCCAGACACCGAGUUAUAGUUCUCGAUGACAUCUUCGGCGGCCUUGAUUCCAAAAGUGUCAGCCAGAUCUCAAGCCGUCUCUUCAGCAAGGAUGGUCACUUCCGCCGGAACGAUAUCUCCGUCAUUCUUGCGACUCACACCAGUGCCCUAAUUCGACAUGCAGAUGAGUUAAUCGUUCUUGCCGAUGGUGAAGUCCUGAGUCAGGGCCCAUAUCAACAGGUCCUUGCUAGCUCGCCUGACUUUAUCACAAAAUCGAGAUCAGAAGAUAACGAUAAUCUUCAGAGCGGUGAAGAUUUGGAGCAAGCUGAGGAGGCUUUGAAACCCACACACAUCCAAAGGACCCUGGAUGCCGAGGAAGAUAGACUGCGCCAAAACGGUUCUUGGUCAGUUUACAAGUACUACUUCGAGCGAGCUGGUUGGCUGGUAGUUGGCGCGUUCGUCUUCGCCACUUUCACCGAGGCGUUUUGCAGCGGGUUUACAAAUAUCUGGUUUCAAUGGUGGGUAGAAGCCAACGAAAAACGGCCAAAUGACAACCUCGGCAUGUAUCUUGGGGUUUACGCCCUUCUCUUCGCGAUGGCGUGCAUUGGGCUUUCUGUGGAAUGCUGGCUCCUCUUCAUACGCAUCAUCAGCGCGACAGCCAUGAGCCUACAUGGCGAUUUACUGCACACAAGCUUGAGAGCACCUCUUAGCUUUUUCCAGUCCACUGAUACAGGUUCAAUCACCAACAGAUUCAGCCAGGAUCUCAAUCUGGUUGAUGUGACUCUUCCGUCCAACGCCAUUAACUUUGCCUCGAAUGCUUGCGCCUGCAUCGUGAAGCUCAUCAUACUAUGUGUCAUGGGCAAGUACUUGGCGACAUCCGUGCCUCUUCUAGUGGGUGUGCUCUUCUUCGUUCAACGAUACUAUCUCCGCACUUCUCGCCAAGUCCGUCUCCUCGACAUCGAAGCCAAGGCCCCAAUCUACACCCACUUUCUUGAAACACUUAAGGGCGUUGCCACUAUUCGCGCCUACCAAUGGCAGGAGAACUUUGAGGAGCAGGCGACAAAACUCCUGAAUACGUCACAGAAACCCCACUACAUGCUGGCCUGUAUCCAACAAUGGCUCGCGCUCGUUCUGGAUCUCGUUGUCGGGGCUCUAGCUCUCAUCAUCGUCAGCAUGGCAACUUCCAUUACCGAUAAGUUUUCUCCUGGAGCAAUUGGUGUGUCUAUGGUCUUGGUCCUGGGGUUCAACAAUUCUCUUGCGACCACAAUCAAGAAUUGGACUGCUCUGGAAACUUCCAUCGGUGCUGUGGCCAGAAUAAGAGAGUUUGCACAGACAACGCCUUCCGAGGAGCGUGAGCUGGGAAGCUCCGGUGUCCCUCCUGAAAGGUGGCCAAUGCAAGACGGAGACGCAACUCUGAAAAGCUUGUCACUUUCAAUAUCAUCCGGUCAGAAGAUUGCAGUCUGCGGGCCAUCAGGCAGCGGCAAGACCUCAUUUGUUCUCUCACUUCUUCAGAUGAUUGAAGUUACUGACGGGAAGAUUUCUAUCGAUGGCAUCGAUCUCGAAGGUCUGGAGAGAGCGGAAGUACGUUCACGAAUCAACGUCAUACCCCAGGAGCCAUUCUUCAUCCCGGGCAGCGUCCGCUUCAACUUGGAUCCACACUCCCGCGAAAGUAGUGACACGAUUAAAGCAGCACUCGAUAAAGUUGGCCUCCUGGGUAAGAUCGGAAUGGCAGGUGGUCUAGACAGUGAACUAGAUGCCGAUGGGUUCUCAGUAGGGGAAAGACAACUUCUAGCAUUGACGCGCGCCCUUGUUGAAAAGAGCCAAAUCUUGAUCUUGGAUGAAGCUACAAGCAGCGUCGACCAAGACACGGAAGAUAAGAUGCAGCGAAUUAUUGGGGAAGAGUUCUCAGAGCAGACUGUAAUCUCUGUUAUACACCGUCUGAGAUUCAUCGAAAAGUAUGAUCGGGUACUCCUCUUGAAACAGGGAGAGGUCGUGGAGUGGGAUACCCCCGAUGCCUUGCUAGCGACUGAUUCCGAGUUCAAGAAGCUGCUGUCAGCUACGCAAACUUUGCAUUGA